Molecule: messenger RNA, 3250 nt
Organism: Sapajus apella (tufted capuchin)
Lineage: Eukaryota; Metazoa; Chordata; Mammalia; Primates; Cebidae
Gene: DZANK1
Product: double zinc ribbon and ankyrin repeat domains 1
Exons: 22
Coding region: 141-2522 (793 amino acids)
Biological process (GO): eye photoreceptor cell development
Molecular function (GO): protein binding
Source: RefSeq, a predicted model, not a curated record
GAGGAGGCAAAAGGCGGUGAGAGGCCGGCGAUCGGGUUGAGGGCGGUAGAGAUGCAUUAGGGGUCUCGAUCGGCUAGAGGAAGUGGAGGGCGGUUAGAGGAGAAGAGCUUCCCUUACUCCAGCGGAAAGGAUGAGAGAAAAUGACUGCUGGUUCAGUGUGUGUCCCUCAGAUCAUACCACUACGAGUACCUCAGCCUGGAAAAGCUAACCAUGAAAUUGAUAACAAUACACUUUUGGAAAUGAAAUCAGACACCCCAGAUGUCGACAUAUAUUAUACUCUGGAUGGCAGCAAACCUGAAUUUCUAAAGAGAGUUGGUUAUGGUGAAAAUAACACAUUUAAGUAUAUAAAACCUAUUACUCUGCCUGAUGGAAAAAUACAAGUUAAAGCUAUUGCUGUGUCAAAAGACUGCCGACAGAGUGGCAUUGUGACAAAGGUGUUUCAGGUAGACUAUGAACCACCAAAUAUAGUCUCUCCUGAAGACAAUGUUGAAAAUGUUCUCAAAGAUUCUUCAAAACAGGAAUUCAAAAAUGGAUUUGUUGGAUCAAAACUAAAGAAGAAAUAUAAGAACUCUGAAAAUCAACGCAGCUGGAAUGUUAACAUUAGAAAGUUUCCAGGGUUGGACAUUGAGGCUGCUUCUCUACGUCAAAGUGGCUUAGAUCCCUCAGACCUCCAGGUAGGUGAAAGAACUGACCCUAAAACUUUGAAAGAUCUUCGCUUCUCAGAGAGUCCACUGGAAAUCCCAGCUUACGGUGAAGGAUCAGGUUCUAGACCACGCACCCACCAGUCCCAGUCCCCCAGUUUUGCACACAUAAGUGGCCAGAAGUGUUUGACAAGCACGGAGAUAAUGAGAAUUCAAAGGGAGACAGACUUUCUCAAGUGUGCCCACUGCCUUGCCCCCCGCCCAUCAGAUCCCUUCGCUCGCUUCUGUCAAGAAUGUGGCUCACCUGUCCCACCCAUAUUUGGCUGUCGUCUCCCACCCCCGGAAGGAGCUCAGAUGGGCUUAUGUGCAGAAUGCAGAAACUUGGUACCCAUGAACACUCCCAUCUGCGUGGUGUGCGAGGCCCCUCUUGCUCUACAGCUGCAGCCACAGGCAAGCCUCCAUUUGAAGGAGAAGGUAAUUUGCCGGGCCUGUGGUACAGGAAAUCCUGCUCACCUGAGAUACUGUGUCACCUGUGAGGGGGCCCUGCCUUCAUCACAAGAGUCGCUGUGCAGUGGGGAUAAAGCCCCUCCUCCGCCCACUCAGAAAGGGGGGACCAUUUCCUGCUCCAGAUGUGGUCGCUGGAAUCUCUGGGAGGCGUCCUUCUGCGGCUGGUGUGGCGCCAUGCUUGGCAUUCCUGCCGGCUGCUCUGUUUGCCCUAAAUGUGGGGCCAGCAAUCACCUGUCUGCCCGAUUCUGUGGCUCCUGUGGUAUUUGUGUGAAGUCCUGGGUGAGGCUCAGCAUGGACAGAGGCCUGGCUCUAGCUGCUGAGGAGCCUCGCCCUUUUUCCGAGCCCCGAUGUGCCUGGCAGUCUCUGAUUCCUUUGCCCAGAUCUGAUGCUGGGACUAAGAGGGACAUAGGCACACAGACUGUGGGCCUGUUCUACCCAUCCAGCAAGCUGCUAGCAAAAAAGGAACUGGAAAUAGUCUCUCAAAAACAGAGGCAGGAGAAAAUGAGUGACCACAAACCCCUUCUCACAGCCAUCAGCCCAGGAAGAGGGUACUGGAGAAGACAGUUGGAUCAUAUCUCUGCUCACCUCAGGUGUUAUGCUCAGAACAACCCUGAAUUCCGGGCCUUGAUUGCAGAACCCAGGAUGGGAAAGCUUGUCUCUGCUACUGUCCACGAAGAUGGUUGUGAAGUUAGCAUCAGACUGAAUUAUAUUCAAGUCUCAAACAAGAACCUUUACCUGAACAAGGCGGUGAAUUUCAGCGACCACCUUCUGAACAGUGCUGCUGAGGGUGAUGGGGGGCUGUGCGGCAGCAGGUCCAGCUGGGUGAGUGACUACAGCCAGACCACCUCAGAUACUAUUGAAAAAGUCAAAAGGAUAAGGAAUUUCAAGACCAAAACGUUUCAAGAAAAGAAGGAGCAGCUUGUACCUGAAAACAGACUCCUGCUGAAGGAAGUUGGACCCACAGGGGAAGGAAGAGUCUCUGUGAUUGAACAGCUGCUGGAUGAAGGAGCAGACCCCAACUGCUGUGAUGAAGAUGAUCGACCCGUCAUAACCGUGGCUGUUAUGAAUAAGCACCAUGAAGCGAUUCCGGUUCUCGUGCAGAGAGGAGCAGACAUUGACCAGCAGUGGGGGCUGCUCAGAAAUACAGCUCUUCAUGAAGCAACUCUGCUUGGUCUUGCAGGAAAAGAGAGCAUCGCCACUUUACUGGGAUGCAAUGCAAGCAUCCGAAAGAAGAAUACAAGAGGCCAGACAGCGUACGACCUGGCUCUAAACACUGGAGAUGACCUCAUCGCCUCACUCUUUGCUGCCAAGUUUGGCCAAGGGCUCGAGGACCAACUCGCCCAAACUAGGAGCCUCAGCCGGGAUGACUGUUAGACCUGAGACCUCCACGGGGCUUCAUUUAAGAAUAGGUACAGCUCUGGCUAUUCUUCAGUCGUGUCUUUCUGAAAUGUGUAUUUGAGAUUAGAAAUUGAGGUUGAGAGGAACUCAUGAGAUUAUUAUUAUUUUUAAUCAUAUGACAGUAUAAGCCAUCAGUACUAAAUGGACAGCUCCCAGUAUACUGUGGACUGUGAUAAAAUGAAUGUAUGUUUUUAAUGGUUUAUUGCUGCUGUUUUUCUUUGUAUUUGAUUUUUAGUUUUUAACUUAUUUUUCAGUAGAUAAUAAUUGCACAUGGUUCAAAGCUAAAAGGUAUGAAGUAUUAUGUAGGGAUGUGUCCCUCCCAUCCUGUCCCACAGCCACCACUUCCCUCCUCAGUCACUAGUGACACCAGUGUUGACUUCUCUUUCCAGAGAUCAUGCAGAGUUAGAUAUGCACAUACAUGUGGUGUAAGCACACGUACAUAAGACUACACAUAGAAUCUAAACAUGUGUACAGCACAUAUAUAUUCUUUAGCCUCUGUUAAAACAAAUGGUACCAAACCAACCACACACUGUUCUUCAUCCUCUUUUUGCUUGAUACAUCUUGUAGGUGCUUCUAAUUAGUAUGUAAAGAUUGAUCUUAUUUAAAUUUUUUUUGUCUGUGGAAAUCAUCAAUAUUCCCAUCAUUAUGGUUUGUUUUUUGGUUGACACAUCAGCUCUCAAUAAACCACUUGCAGGAAUGUGUAA